AUGAUCACCAUCCCCCAUAAAACAGGGCGAUCUGUCAAAAAAGCCAACAUGUUUCAACGCCUGUCACCGUCCAAGCUUGAUUUGCACUGCGCAAAGCCUCUAGGCGCUCGCAAAACAGUGUUGGAAGCCGGAACCACGAAUGCUCAUAUACAGCGUCCAUAUGUGGUCAAUAUUCGCCGUGUUUAUUCAUCAUCAAUCCUGGUCGGUCCUCCAAAGUUGCGGACUGCCCGAUAUCUUCCCUCUCCGCGCGGCAUCUACACCUCUAGCACGCAGGGCUGCAUGACAAUAGCAACACAAUACAAGUACCUUGGUAAAUCCACUUUGCGGGUCGUGAAUACCCUCUAG
Molecule: messenger RNA, 345 nt
Organism: Trichoderma virens Gv29-8
Lineage: Eukaryota; Fungi; Ascomycota; Sordariomycetes; Hypocreales; Hypocreaceae
Exons: 1
Coding region: 1-345 (114 amino acids)
Source: RefSeq, a predicted model, not a curated record